Molecule: messenger RNA, 381 nt
Organism: Trichoplax adhaerens
Lineage: Eukaryota; Metazoa; Placozoa; Uniplacotomia; Trichoplacea; Trichoplacidae
Exons: 6
Coding region: 1-381 (126 amino acids)
Source: RefSeq, a predicted model, not a curated record
AUGCCCUACAGAUCGUCAAAGUGUUUAAUAACGUUAGCUCAGCUAGGCACUUUUAAUACGCGAACGGAUAAACGAAUCAAGAGAAUUGUAGAAACCGGAGGCAAAGAAUGCGAUUAUGUACCAGGCUCUAUUCCUGUUGAAUGGGAAGCAUGGCUUCGAGGUAAACGUGUUGAACCUCCCACUGUCGAAGAGCUCAUCGAGCGUGAACAGCGGGCACAAUUGCUUGCAAAGAGAGUAAUAGCGUUAGAAGAAAAGGAAGCACAGAUGCUGCAAAAGCCUGAAGUUGGUCAUGCUUCUGCACCUAUGUAUGAUAAAGCAGACUCUGAGGAUCAAGCAAGCACAGGCAAAGAUUUUCAACCAGCUAGUUGGAAACCAAAAUAA